CAACACCACGAAAACAGUGAUUGAUUUUGUCAACAGUAGCGAGAAUGCCAUUUUUGUGAUCAAUACCGUGCACCUGAUAUCCCAGUUGUCAGACAACAUCAUCAUAGCUUGUGGUGGUCUCUUGCCUCUUCUAGCAUCUGCCACAUCACCAAAUCAUGAACUUGACGUUAUUGAGCCAACACAAGGAAUGUCUAUUGAAGUGGCGGUAGCAUUCCUCCAGAGGCUGGUGAAUAUGACAGAUGUUUUGGUGUUUGCAUCGUCUCUUAGUUUCAGUGAACUGGAGUCUGAGAAAAACAUGUCCAGUGGAGGAAUCUUAAGGCAGUGCCUUAGGCUUGAUUGUAGCCAGAUAUUUUUAGUUUUUAUAUUUAAGUUAGUAUAUGCAUUUAAAUCCCUGAGCACAUCAUCUGGCUUCCUUGACUACAACACUGCUCUGUAUGUAGUUAAUGUGGAUGAGACUAAACAAGCCCAGUUCAUAGCCUUGGCUGUAGUUUACUUUAUAUCCGUAUUGAUGGUGUCUAAGUAUCGAGACAUUCUCGAACCUCCACCAACUCCUAGUCCUCAGAUAACUACCACUCCUUCCAAACCUAGUGACCCUGCACAGUUAGAAACCACUUCUAUUUCUUCCCCUAGUGAGAAAACCCAAGAAAACAUCUCUACACCUGCUGAUGUUUCUCAGACAGAUGGAAUCAACAGAACUUUCACAAGGCAGUUGACUACAUCCCUUUCUCAGGAUGGAGAUGUAAUUAUAGUAGAGGACACAGAUUCAAGUGUUCUUGCUAAUAUACAUUCCAGAGGAGCAGGAGUUACAGUGCAUUCACGAGAAGAUAGAACUUCCUUGGAUACAAAAGCUUUAAAUGAACAUCAUUCUGAGGAUUCACAGGUAUUGGACCAAUCUUCCCAGAAGAGAGAAAAGUGUCAUAAUGAAUCUCAGUUUGCUGAAGAAGUGCCUGCAGCUCAUAAUGUUGGACUUUCUGAACGUGUAGAUGUGAUGACCACUUCGACAAGUGUUGCUGAGUCGAGACCAGGUACUCUCCAUCUGUCUACCUUGAGUGCUCCGGAUGGGCUUGUAAUGUCACGGGAAACAACACUUACCCAUCAGUUGGAAACAGCCCUUGGAAGUGUUUGUCCUUUAUUAAGAGAAAUUAUGGUUGAUUUUUCUCCUUUUCUAUCUCGUACGUUAGUUGGAUCACAUGGUCAAGAUCUCCUUAUAGAAGGCAAAGGUCUUGCAACAUUUAAAAACAGUACAUCAGUAGUUGAGCUUGUGAUGCUCCUUUGUUCCCAGGAAUGGCAGAAUUCUCUUCAGAAACAUGCAGGUCUGGCUUUCAUAGAGCUUAUCAACGAAGGGAG
This is a messenger RNA of Limulus polyphemus (Atlantic horseshoe crab), 1347 nucleotides long. Its product is annotated as lipopolysaccharide-responsive and beige-like anchor protein. The annotation marks the transcript as partial. The transcript is spliced from 7 exons. NCBI's taxonomy places the organism in Eukaryota, Metazoa, Arthropoda, Merostomata, Xiphosura, Limulidae. The record is from RefSeq and is a predicted model, not a curated record.